This is a messenger RNA of Indicator indicator, 2499 nucleotides long. RefSeq names its product axin 2 (gene AXIN2). NCBI's taxonomy places the organism in Eukaryota, Metazoa, Chordata, Aves, Piciformes, Indicatoridae. Gene Ontology annotation, biological process: negative regulation of canonical Wnt signaling pathway. The transcript is spliced from 10 exons. The record is from RefSeq and is a predicted model, not a curated record. The coding region runs from base 1 to 2499 and encodes 832 amino acids.
AUGAGCAGCGCUGUGGUCCUCGCCCACCUCCCAGACCCCAGCAGCAGCUUCAGGGAAGACGCUCCCCGACCCCCUGUCCCGGGGGAAGAGGGAGAAGCACCAUGUCCUCAACUCGCCAGCUCGUUUCUCCCCAAAAGCCAAAGCUUCAAGGCCAUGCCGGUGCCUCCUGCCCCGCGGAGGAAUGAGAAUGGGCUCGGGGAGCCGGAAGGCAGCGCAUCCCCAGACUCCCCUCUGUCCAGAUGGACCAAAUCCUUGCAUUCCUUGUUGGGAGAUCAAGAUGGUGCCUAUCUUUUUCGGACCUUCCUGGAAAGGGAAAAAUGUGUGGAUACCUUAGACUUCUGGUUUGCCUGCAACGGCUUCAGGCAGAUGGACCUUAAGGAUACCAAAACUUUAAGAGUAGCCAAAGCUAUAUACAAAAGGUACAUCGAGAACAACAGCAUCGUCUCCAAGCAGCUCAAGCCUGCUACCAAGACCUACAUAAGGGAUAGCAUCAAGAAGCAGCAGAUAGAUUCCAUCAUGUUUGAUCAGGCACAGACUGAGAUUCAGACUGUGAUGGAGGAAAAUGCUUACCAGAUGUUUUUAACUUCUGAUAUAUACCUCGAAUAUGUAAGGAGUGGAGGAGAAAAUCCUGCUUACAUGAGCAGCAACGGACUGGGGAGCUUAAAAGUUGUCUGUGGCUAUCUCCCGACCUUGAACGAAGAAGAGGAGUGGAGCUGUGCAGAGUUUAAGAGCAAAAUCUUGCCUUCGGUGGUUGGACUAUCCAGCAAGACAUUGAGGGUUACGGCGAAUGUCAGAGCCACGGAAACGAUCGAGAACGGGUACAGGUCCUUCAAGAGGAAUGACCCUGUUAACCCAUACCAUGUGAAUUCUGGCUAUGUUUUUGCCCCAGCCACCAGCGCCAAUGACAGCGAAAUAUCCAGUGAUGCCCUGACGGACGACUCCAUGUCGAUGACGGACAGCAGUGUGGAUGGGAUCCCCCCAUACAGGAUUGGGAGCAAGAAGCAGCUCCAGCGGGAAAUGCAUCGGAGUGUCAAGGCCAACGGUCAAGUUUCUCUACCUCAUUUUCCGAGGACCCACCGCCUUCCCAAGGAGAUGACCCCAGUGGAGCCAGCUGCCUUCGCUGCCGAGCUCAUUUCCCGGCUGGAGAAGCUAAAGCAGGAGCAGGAAACCAUGGACAGUCUGGAGGAGAGGCUGCAGCAAAUCAAGGAGGACGAAGAGAAGGAGGGAUCGGAGCUCCCCACCAGCCUGCAGAGCAGUCGGGAAAUGGUGAACCCCCAGCACCCGCAGCAUGCUCUCUCGCUCCUGCCCUCCGGCAGCUAUGAGGAGGACCCCCAGGCCAUCCUGGAUGAGCAUCUCUCCCGUGUGCUGAAGACCCCUGGAUGCCAGUCACCCGGCAUGGGUCGGCAUAGCCCCCGUGCCCACUCCCCUGACCGCCUGCCAAUGGGCAAGCUGCAGCCCAGCGCAGCCUCACCGGCAGCGUGCGCCUUGGUGGGUAAGGGCUUCAUCACCAAGCAGACCACCAAGCACGUCCACCACCACUACAUUCACCACCACACCAUGCCCAAGACGAAGGAGCAGAUCGAAGCGGAGGCAGCUCAGCGGGUGCAGUGCUGCUGCCCAGCAGGCAGUGACUACUACUGCUACCCCAAAUGCAAGGGCCACCCGAAAAGCAUGGACCCCCCUCUCCCUUCGCUGGAGCCCUUCGGCAGGACGGGGACGUUGCCAAAGAGGCCGGGCAGAGGAGCGGAGAGCAUCACCUUGCCGGUCGGGGACGGGGUGCUGCCUGGCCCUGGCGGGGUGCAACUGCCAGGGGGCGAGGCGGACCGGGCACAGAACGUUUGGCAGUGGAUGCUGGAGAGCGAGAGACAGAACAAGCACAAGCCCCAUAGCACACAAAGCACAAAGAAGGCCUACAGCUCUGACUUCGCCAAGGGGGCCCCCGGCCGCCACCACCCAUGGGGGACCAGCAGCCACCCGCGUGGGGCGCAGCCUGCCCACCCCUUCGUCCAGGACCCUGCUAUGCCCCCGCUCACCCCACCCAACACCCUGGCACAGCUGGAAGAAGCGUGCCGGCGGCUUGCCGAGGUCUCCAAGCCGCAGAAGCAACGAUGUUCAACCUCAAAUCAGCAGAGGGAUCGAAACCACUGCACUGCCGUGCCGGGGGGAAGCUCCCCGUUCUGCAAUGCAAGUCUGACGACAGAAGAUCACAAAGAGCCAAAGAAACUGCCAGUUGUUCACACCUCUCACUCCAGUGAGUUGGUUGUCACCUAUUUUUUCUGCGGAGAAGAAAUUCCCUACAGGAGAAUGUUAAAGGCCCAGAGCCUGACACUUGGGCACUUUAAAGAACAGCUGAGCAAAAAGGGAAAUUACAGAUACUACUUCAAAAAAGCCAGCGACGAGUUCGACUGCGGCGCGGUGUUUGAAGAGAUUUGGGAAGAUGAAACCAUCCUGCCCAUGUACGAAGGAAGGAUCCUUGGGAAAGUGGAAAGAAUCGAUUGA